Molecule: messenger RNA, 1219 nt
Organism: Xiphophorus maculatus (southern platyfish)
Lineage: Eukaryota; Metazoa; Chordata; Actinopteri; Cyprinodontiformes; Poeciliidae
Exons: 6
Coding region: 377-1219 (280 amino acids)
Biological process (GO): positive regulation of ERK1 and ERK2 cascade; interleukin-15-mediated signaling pathway; T cell activation
Cellular component (GO): membrane raft; external side of plasma membrane
Molecular function (GO): MHC class II protein binding; protein tyrosine kinase binding
Source: RefSeq, a predicted model, not a curated record
GGUGGACAAAUAUAUCUCCUCUGCUGCUGCUGUCACAUUCUCAGAAUAAUACUUCCCCUUCAGUGUUCAGGAAAGAGACUUGAGUUAAAACAAGGAAGCAACAAACAUGAGAGGAGAAACAUCUCAGUUGUGUUCGGUAAUUUUACUUCUUCAGAACAUUGCAGAGCGAACAGGAGAAUAAUUCUGUGUCAUCACCGAAUCCUGAGUUUGUAAACAUCGACAUCUGCAGCUAAAUUAUCAAGUAUAAACGGUUAAACUCACAGGGCACAGUCACUGAGAGGAAGUGAUGCAACUGAAAACGGCAUGAAUGUAUUUUUAAGCAGAACCAACGUUAGAGACUGAAUCAUUAGUGAAAAUAACAGAGCAGUAAGGCACCAUGGCUGCUUUCAGAUGGAUUCAAAUGGUUUUACUUCUGAUCCUCAUGCUUCAGUUUAAAGCACAAACUGAGACGCAGCAAACCUUCCUUACUGUCAGAGAUGGAAAUGAAGUCACUUUGCCUUGUGGAAACAGAAGAGACACACAUGAUAAAUCUGAUGAAACUAGUUGGUUCAUCAAUGAUAAACAUUUAUCUGAAAUAAGAACACUGAUCAAACUUGGAAAUUCUCACAGAGAAAUGAAAACUAUAUCAGACAGACUGAGUGUUACAGCAAACGGUUCUCUGCUUCUACAUAAAGUCACAGAGGAUGAUGUUGGUCGGUACAUCUGCCGUUGGACAAUAUCAGGACAACUACAUGACUUUGAAGUGUAUCUAUCUGUAAUUACUAUUGUUGAACUGAAGAAUCCAGAUAAAGUCGCCUUGUUCUGCUCUGUGGUCCAUUAUGAUCACUGUCGACAUCAGGUGAAGUGGCUUUAUGAGGGGAAAGAGGAAAAACCCUCAGAUAUGGAAAUAUACCAACAUUCCUGCUCUGCCACUGUGACAUUUCCAACGUCUCAUCAGAAAUUAGACAUUUAUCCGUCACUAACAUGUAAAGUUACAAACUCAGUCACUAAAGCAGUUCAGCUGAUCCCCUUCAGUCUUCAGUCCUCAGAGGUGACCCAGUCAACACCAACAGCAACACAUCACUGGACAUCUGCAGGGAGCAACAAGGAAGUUAAACAACAAGAUAUUUUCUAUUUGUUGAGAUGGAUCAUUAUAUCUGUGGGUUUAGCAGCUCUGGUAAUAUCGGUCGUUAUUCUCAACCUCUGGUUGAAAACUAAAGGUGAGAAAGUUCACAGAUGA